This is a messenger RNA of Ilex paraguariensis (yerba mate), 950 nucleotides long. The record is from the annotation of a GenBank genome assembly. Lineage: Eukaryota; Viridiplantae; Streptophyta; Magnoliopsida; Aquifoliales; Aquifoliaceae.
UAUGGAGUCUGAGAAACUUGAAGAAGGGAUACGCGAUUGCAUUUUAGAGAUCAUAAAGCAAAAAGAGCCUGUGAAGAAAGGAGAAAUAGAAAGCUAUGAAAGUGGUUUUCUUGGAAAACUUCUAGAGGCCAAUCAUGAAACCAAUAAGAACAAGUGGAUCUCGGUGGAAGAUAUUGUCGACGAGUGUAAAACAAUCUAUUUUGCUGGACAUGAAACAACUACAUCCUUGCUCGGAUGGACUAUUCUUCUUCUAGCUAUACACAAGGACUGGCAAGAGAAAGCAAGGAAGGAGGUGGUUGAUUUGUUUGGCCGAAAAACUCCCAAUUCAGAUGGCAUUGGAAGAAUGAAAAUUAUGAACAUGAUCAUUGAAGAAUCCUUACGACUAUACCCUCCAGUGCCUGCCAUCAAAAGAAAGGUUGAGAAGAAAGUUCGAUUAGGGAACCUUAUUCUUCCACCUAAUAUGCAGCUGUAUAUUUCACCCCUAGCACUACACCAUGACCCUCGAAUAUGGGGAGAAGAUGUUCACCUUUUCAAACCAGAAAGAUUCACAGGAGGGGUUGCCAAAGCUUCCAACAACACUGCAGCAGCAUUUUUGCCAUUUGGUUUUGGACCUCGGACUUGUGUGGGAUUGAAUUUUGCAGUUAUUGAAGCAAAGAUUGUACUUUCUAUGAUUCUGCAGCGCUAUGCGUUUAAUCUCUCACCAACUUACAUUCACUCCCCGAUUCAGCUUUUCAUGGUCCGCCCUCAACAUGGAAUUCAAGUCUUUCUUCAUGCCACUUGAGCAUAGGCAAAUGAUCUGUUUGCUCUCUCACCAAAUUGUACUCACUUCCCAAUUCAACUGUUCAUAUUCCACUUCCAAUAUGGAGUUCAAGUCAAUGACCUCGUAUUAUGUAGACAAAACAUGUACAUAGCAGCAAAAGAAAUGGUUUAUACAACAGUUGCAAGUAAAC